Setaria italica (foxtail millet) is the source of this 1134-nucleotide messenger RNA. RefSeq lists its product as uncharacterized. Gene Ontology annotation, molecular function: protein binding. The coding region runs from base 1 to 1134 and encodes 377 amino acids. The record is from RefSeq and is a predicted model, not a curated record. The transcript has a single exon. Lineage: Eukaryota; Viridiplantae; Streptophyta; Magnoliopsida; Poales; Poaceae.
AUGGCCAGCAGCAGCAUGGCGGCGCCGCUACCACGUUCGCCGCCGGCGCUGAUGGACGAGCUCGUGGAGGAGAUCCUCCUCCGCGUACCGCCGGACGACCCCGCGCGCCUCGUCCACGCCGCCCUCACCUGCAAGCGCUGGUGCCGCCUCGUCUCGGACCCCGGCUUCCGCCGCCGAUUCCGCCUGUUCCACCGCGCGGGCCCCAUGCUCGGGUUCGUCUACCGCGGCACGUGCACCACCGGCUUCACGCCCACCUCCUCCUUCCGCCCGCCCGGCGCCGCCGUCUGCCGCGACUGGUGGCCGCUCGACGCCCGCCACGGCCGCAUCCUCUUCCGCGACGCUGUCCUGAUCCAGGCCGGCAAAGACAUAGGGCUCAUCGUCUUGGAUCCCAUCGCCGGCGAGGUGCGCAGGCUGCCCUUGCCGUGGUUCACGCGCUCUUACCGCUCCUGGAACGCGGCGUUGCUCUGCGCCGCCGCGGGCUGCGACCACCUCGACUGCGCCCCCGGAGGCCCCUUCAUCGUGAUCUUUGUGGGCACAGACGCGGCCACGGGGUUCACUUCCGUUUUGGUCUAUUCAUCCGAGGCUGCUAAGUGGCGCCUGACCGCACUUAUUGAGGGAACCAGCUACGAUAUGAUCCAUGGGGGCAGUACCCUUGUCGGCAAUGCGCUCUACUACCAGGAGCAGAUCAGGGGGAUCCUGGAGUACGAUUUGGGCAAGAAAAAAUUGUCUUUCAUCAAGCUACCGCCGAAGUACUGCAGGAGGCCGAGCAUGAUUGUGCUCAUGGCAGCGAAGGGUGGUGUUGGGUUGGGAUUCGCCACACUGGAGGAUUUCGAUCUCUACAUGUGGUCGAGGGAUGAGUCUGUUCCGAGUGGAUGGACGCAACAAAGAGUCAUUAAGCUCAGGAGCUUGCUCAAUGCUCCUGCACUCUCAUUCUCACGUUACAUGAUGAUCGCUCUGGCGGAUGGGGUCGGUGUUGUUUUCAUAUUGGCUCGUGAUCUUGGGGUCUUUGCUGUUGGCCUCGAGUCUGGCCAGGUGAGGAAGGUUUCUGAUGAUGGCGACAGAAUCAUCGAUGUUUUUCCCUACGUGAGCUUCUGCACUCCAGGUAGUUGCCUCAUGUGUCUCAUCCAUCUUUAA